This is a messenger RNA of Sorghum bicolor (sorghum), 1376 nucleotides long. Its product is annotated as probable pectinesterase 67. The coding region runs from base 87 to 1127 and encodes 346 amino acids. The transcript is spliced from 4 exons. Lineage: Eukaryota; Viridiplantae; Streptophyta; Magnoliopsida; Poales; Poaceae. Gene Ontology annotation, biological process: cell wall modification. Gene Ontology annotation, molecular function: pectinesterase activity. The record is from RefSeq and is a predicted model, not a curated record.
UUAGAAACCAGCUAAGCUAUUGUUGCAGAAAUCGCACGCGCGAUCAUCAUAUCGAGAACCGAGGACGACGACGACGACCUACUACGAUGGCCCGGCCGUGCCUCCUCCCCUUCCUGGUCGCCGCCGCGGCGGUGCUCAUCACGUGGGCGCCCGGCGGCGCGCUCGGCAAGUCGAAGUUCGCCAAGAAAAGCGACGACGUCGUGAACGGGCCCCUGCUGACGGACAAGAUCAAGGCGAAGAAGACGCUGAUCGUUGGGCCCGACGAGGAGUUCAAGACGGUGCAGUCCGCCAUCGACGCCGUGCCCGCCGGCAACACCGAGUGGAUCAUCGUCCACCUGCGCUCAGGCCUGCACAGGGGCAAAGUUAUUAUACCGGAGAACAAGCCCUUCAUCUUCGUGAGGGGUAACGGCAAAGGCCGGACCUCCAUCUCCCACGAGUCCGCCUCUUCCGACAACGCUGAGUCCGCUGCCUUCACCGUCAGCGCGGACAACGUCGUCGUCUUCGGCGUCAGCUUCAGGAACAGCGCCCGCGUGGGUCUGGUGAACGACCCGGAGAUCCGUUCGGUGGCAGCCAUGGUGGAAGGAGACAAGGUGGCCUUCUACCACUGCGCGUUCUACAGCCCCCACCACACCCUCUUCGACAGCGCCGGCCGCCACUACUACGAGAGCUGCUACAUCCAGGGCAACAUCGACUUCAUCUUCGGCAACGGCCAGUCCAUGUUCCAGUGCCCGGAGAUCUUCGUCAAGCCUGACCGGCGGACGGAGAUCCGGGGCUCCAUCACCGCGCAGGUGCGCGAGGAAGAGGACACCACCGGCUUCGUCUUCCUCAAGGGCAAAGUCUACGGCGUCGGCGAGGUGUACCUGGGCCGCGUCACCGCGCCGGACUCGCGCGUCAUCUUCUCCGACACCUACCUCUCCAGGACCGUCAACGCCGCCGGGUGGACCACCAUAGGCUACACCGGCAGCACCGACAAGGUGAUGCUCGCGGAGUUCAACUGCACCGGGCCGGGCGCUGACGUUACGAAUCGCGUGCCAUGGUCGCGGCGCUUCUCUCAGAACGACGCGGCCAAGUACCUGACCAUCGACUUCAUCAACGGCAAGGAAUGGCUGCCGGCGUACUACUACUGAUCCCACAGCUGGAUCGGACAUGCAUCUUGCAUUUGUGUAUGUUGCCGUGUGUUCGGCCGAGACCCUUCUUGCGCGCUGCUGCUCUCGAGUAGUAGUGUAACCCGUGUAACGCCAAAUUAUUCUGAUUGAUCGAUGACACACACACACACACACACUGAACGAUGAUCCUUUUCUUGCCAUACGACCGACACAUUUUCAUUGUUGAUCCCGAUCAGUUCCAGAUUAAAUUUCUGUGCACGCAUUAGAACA